UUUACGUGUGACCAUGGAUAGAGAUUCAUCAUUGACGUCAAAAACCAGUUCUCACGCUUUCAACCUCGCCCCCAUUACCAUCUACCACUUGUUUUCUCCCAAUUCCUCAAACCUCCAUCUCUAUCCCCCUUCUACUACCUAAUUAGGGUUCCCGAUUUCUUCGAUUUCUUGCCUCAGAAUUCUUCGGAACGCCACAAACUUCGUUCUCAUUCCCGAUUUUCGAGCUGUUUUUAUAAAUUCUAGCAUCGGUUCCCAUGAAGAACCCUAGGAAUAGGAAGAAGAAGAAGAAGAUCCCGGCGGCUUUGGAGCCGACCGCUGCUAUUAUUGUUGCCAAAGAUGACAUUAACGCCGUCGGCGCGGUGACCGAGGCGUUCUCGGCGGCUUCUUUGAACGAUCCAGCAGCGAAUGCUUCUCGUGAAGCUAGGGUCGGCUUGAACGAAGAUGCUGAUGCUUUUGAUUCUGGCUUCGGCGACUGUAUCGAUGAUCUGACAACGACUUCGUCGUCCAGCGCGAUCACGGCUUCGUGUUCGAGUUCGUAUUCUUCGGAGGAUGUUUUAGAUUAUAAGGGUUAUAUGGGGAAGAAGCAGAAGCGGAUCGUUGCUUCCACGGGAACAGUAUCCACUGUUUUAGGGAAGGAUUAUGUUCGGUCGUCCUUGAAGAGAGAUUCGAGGAAUAAAUUCAUGGAGUUUGACCAUGGGAACAUUUCUCAACAGGAGGCGGAGCAGUUCCUUUGCUCCAUGCUAGGAAACGAGUGUGAACUGAGCAUGGCCGUCGUAAGAGAUGUGCUCUGUCAAUGUGGAUAUGAUGUGGAUAAGGCUUUAAAUGUUUUACUUGAUUUAGCUGCCCCUAGACAGUCUGGAAGUGAUAGGUACUCACGUAAUGGUGCUGACUUCGAACAAGAUUUGAGAUCUCCAGUUGAACAGAUUGAAAAUUCGCUAGAUCGUGCAUCCGAUUCUACCUCCUAUUCGUCCGAAAGUGAAUUUCAGGAGAGUAUAUGGUCGAUUGCUGCUGGUUGUAGGAAUGAUGUGAAGGUUCUUGGUGGUUCCGAAGUCGAAGAAUCACAGCCCUCAAGACGUAUUGAAUCUGAGCUCCCUCAGACAUUGUUAGAGACUUUAUUCAACGUUCCGAGAAGUCCUGAAUAUGAACCCAGCGCCAUGAAUUGGAGAAGUAUGGUUAAGAAAAUGCAAUCUCUGGGACCUGCCAUUGAUGUCACUGCCUUAAGUUGUGUCCAGGAUACUUGUGACAAUAAAGCUAAAGAUGACUAUCAGUUCUACAGGAAAAAUGCAAAUCAGCAUUGGGAUUCCGCAAAAUCCUAUUACCAGAAGGCAACAACGACGUAUACAAAAGGAGAACGCAGUUAUGCAUCUUACCUAUCAGAGCAGGGGAGAGCGCAAGCUAGACAGGCGCAGAAGGCUGAUGACAAAGCAAGUCACAAUAUAUUUAUAGCCAGAAAUAGGGAGAUAGAGAAUGUGAUAACAAUUGAUUUGCAUGGGCAACAUGUGAAACAGGCAAUGAGGCUUCUUAAAAUGCACCUCCUAUUUGGAUCUUAUGUUCCCUCCAUUCAGUCCCUGAGGGUUAUCACCGGAUGUGGAUCUCAUGGUGUAGGAAAAUCAAAGCUGAAAACUUCGGUAAUCAAACUCCUAGAAAAUGAGGGCAUCAAAUGGAGUGAAGAGAAUCGGGGAACCAUACUGAUCAAGCUCAGUGGUUACAGAGAGUUUAACUUUCUGGAUUCUCAUAGCGAUACCGAGUAAGACUUCUACUAAUUCAUUGAAAUGUCCAACAACACAUAUAAAUGUAUGUAUGACACCUUUUUAGCGCAUAACGCAAUUGAUCAAGGGAAGGGCAUUGGAGCUCAUUGUGUGAACAUAUAGAAAGUGGGUGUAGUUACACAGUUAGGCGAACAACUUAUAUUAGGCCUCUAAUAAACCAUAACUAGUGUAUAACUCGUAGUUAUGCCCCUA
This is a messenger RNA of Cucurbita pepo subsp. pepo (vegetable marrow), 1961 nucleotides long. RefSeq names its product smr (Small MutS Related) domain-containing protein. The record is from RefSeq and is a predicted model, not a curated record. NCBI's taxonomy places the organism in Eukaryota, Viridiplantae, Streptophyta, Magnoliopsida, Cucurbitales, Cucurbitaceae.